This is a messenger RNA of Zingiber officinale, 867 nucleotides long. RefSeq names its product transcription factor MYB36-like. The record is from RefSeq and is a predicted model, not a curated record. The transcript has 3 exons. The coding region runs from base 41 to 781 and encodes 246 amino acids. Lineage: Eukaryota; Viridiplantae; Streptophyta; Magnoliopsida; Zingiberales; Zingiberaceae.
UCGCUCUCCACCAUUUCAAUUGAAAGGAAAGUGAAAGAGCAUGGGAAGAGCUCCUUGUUGCGACAAAGAUAAUGUUAAGAAGGGGCCUUGGUCGCCUGAGGAGGAUGCCGAGCUGAAAGCCUACAUCGAACAACAUGGAACUGGUGGAAAUUGGAUUGCACUUCCUCAUAAGAUCGGGUUAAAGAGGUGUGGGAAAAGUUGCAGGCUUAGAUGGCUAAAUUAUUUAAGACCAAACAUCAAACAUGGUGGCUUUACAGAAGAAGAAGAUCAAAUCAUUUGUAGCCUUUACAUAAGUAUAGGAAGCAGGUGGUCAAUAAUGGCAGCGCAGCUGCCCGGCCGAACGGACAACGACAUCAAGAACUACUGGAACACGAGGCUCAAGAAGAGGCUACUUGGCAAGGGAACUCUUCGUCGCAGCGAUCGAGAGCCUAGUGAAAGCCUUAGUGUGUCGGCCAUCGAGAGGAUGCAGCUCUUGCAGCUCCAAGGCUCACAGAGCAGCCAUUUGACCUUCUACAACAACCCUGUGCUGUGGCCCAAACACCAUGUUCCAGUAAGCCAUGCGGCUGCCACAACUCUAGAUGUACUUUCAGGGGUUCAGUCACCGGCGUUAGAUUUUCAUUCGCCUUCCGGUGCGAGCUCAGGCGAGCUGCAGGACUUGGUUGGGUGUCAGCUCCCUGACUUGAGCUGCUACAGCGAUAUUUAUAGCUUUCAGGAAGCAAACAAUUUAACUACAGAAAAUCACUCCAUGAUAAUUCAAGAAUAUGAAAUAGGGUUAAUUUGAUUAAUUUUUUUUAUAUGUUGUUGGUGAUUGAAGUAUUGUACUCUAAUUAAACUAAGAACAAUGCGUGUAAAUUUGUAAUCAAUAAU